Brassicogethes aeneus is the source of this 399-nucleotide messenger RNA. The record is from the annotation of a GenBank genome assembly. NCBI's taxonomy places the organism in Eukaryota, Metazoa, Arthropoda, Insecta, Coleoptera, Nitidulidae.
AUGACGAAGAAGAAGAAGAGUCGCGACAUUUGUCCUAGAACGAGAAGAGUAAAAAAACCAGGAGGUCCAAAACAGCAAGGAACACCAACCCCUGAAGAAAAGAGACCCCGAACUGCCUUUUCCGGCGCUCAGUUGGCAAGACUGAAACACGAGUUCGCUGAAAACCGUUAUCUAACUGAAAGGAGAAGGCAGCAGUUGAGCGGGGAGUUGGGCUUGAAUGAAGCCCAGAUAAAAAUAUGGUUCCAAAAUAAAAGGGCGAAAAUAAAGAAGGCUUCCGGUCAAAAAAAUCCUUUGGCGUUGCAGCUGAUGGCUCAAGGUUUGUACAACCACUCGACGAUUCCCUUGACUAAAGAAGAAGAAGAGCUGCAAGAAAUGCAUGGUGGGAAAGUUCCAUCAUAG